UCAUUAGACACAAAUGGGGAGGAGAGAUCGCCAUUAAAAUCAGGGCAAAGCUCAGAGCCACUGAGAGACAGUGAGAGGACUGCAUUGGGGAAUAUCUGCCCAGGGAAUACAAUCUGUUUUCAGCCCAUUAAGUUGGAUAAACAAAUGGCUUACUGUUGGAGAUGCCAUGGACAUCAUGAGGAAGACUAGGAAAUCAAUAACUCCAGAAGGGUGGUAAGGAACAUUAAUGGGAUGCCGUGAAAUGUACUUGAAGACUCCAAGAGCCUCUCUCAGUGCAACCCUUGUCUGGGCCUCAAUUGAUGUUGUGGAGCAGUGGUGACGCCGAGACUGGGCGAGAUGGGUAACGCCAUGCGAAGCGUUAUUGCCUUCAUUCCCUCAGAGCGCUGUCAACGUUUCCUAGUGGGGGACCUAAAGGAGAUGCCGCCCGAUCGGACCCUGGAUCUGAGCAGCCGGCAGCUGCGCCGGCUGCCUGUUGCUGCCUGUGCUUUCAAUGAGCUGGUGAAACUCUACCUGAGCGACAACAACCUCAGCAGCUUACCGGAUGAACUGCAAGGCCUGAAGAAGCUGCAGCUCCUGGCCCUCGACUUCAACUGCUUUGAAGAGCUCCCUGUAGUUGUUUGCAGAUUGCCCCAGCUCAGCAUCCUUUACCUGGGUAACAACAGGCUUUACAGCCUCCCCAGAGAACUGAGAGAGCUAAAGGAACUCAGCACACUGUGGCUGGAGACUAAUUGCUUCACCGUUUUCCCCAAGGUGGUUUGUGAGCUGUCUAAUCUCAAGACCCUGCACCUUGGUUAUAAUCAGAUAGAGAGUUUACCAAAAGAGCUUGGAGGGCUGGAAGAGCUAAGAAGUAUCUGGCUUGCAGGGAACCAGCUGGCAGCGUUCCCACUAGUGUUGCUGGAAAUGCAAUUUUUAGCUGUCAUUGAUGUGGAUCGGAAUAAAAUACGCUACUUCCCAGGCCUGGCUCACAUGCAGGGGUUGAAACUUGUCAUCUAUGAUCACAACCCCUGCGUUAAUGCCCCUGUAGUGGGCGAGGGAGUCAGAAGAGUCGGGCGCUGGGCGGACAGCUCGGAUGAUGAGCAGGAAGACGACGGGUCGAAAGUAGCCAGCGAGACCACAGCAGAGGUCACGGAAGUACACCCCGAGGAGGAGCACAACAUUUAGGUUUAAGGAACAAAGUGACCCUGAGCCGUGGCGAGGCCUGGCAGUACAGAAUGACGUUCAAGUGGGACACUUAACGCUGGGUGGUGUGGUCUUCAUCAGGCUGAUGGCAUUUUGUCUAUAUAUGGUAAAGCCAAGUUGUUGU
This is a messenger RNA of Etheostoma cragini (Arkansas darter), 1303 nucleotides long. RefSeq names its product leucine rich repeat containing 10 (gene lrrc10). Gene Ontology annotation, molecular function: protein binding. Bases 337 to 1161 code for a protein of 274 amino acids. The transcript has 2 exons. NCBI's taxonomy places the organism in Eukaryota, Metazoa, Chordata, Actinopteri, Perciformes, Percidae. The record is from RefSeq and is a predicted model, not a curated record.